Parathielavia appendiculata is the source of this 3286-nucleotide messenger RNA. RefSeq names its product glycosyltransferase family 20 protein. The record is from RefSeq and is a predicted model, not a curated record. Gene Ontology annotation, cellular component: cytosol; alpha,alpha-trehalose-phosphate synthase complex (UDP-forming). NCBI's taxonomy places the organism in Eukaryota, Fungi, Ascomycota, Sordariomycetes, Sordariales, Chaetomiaceae. The coding region runs from base 380 to 3094 and encodes 904 amino acids. Gene Ontology annotation, biological process: trehalose biosynthetic process. The transcript is spliced from 5 exons. Gene Ontology annotation, molecular function: trehalose-phosphatase activity.
UCCCGCACCCUGCAUUUCGGCGUCCAUCUUGGUCGGAGAUAGCCUUGGUUUGGAUCAGGUCCCAAGUCGGUCUCUCAAAGUUCCUGCGGCAUAGCACCGAAGUGUGAAAGUCCCUGCCUCCUUUCCGUUCCAGCAUCUCGUGCAUGACCGGCAUAUUCUCUUAGUUGCCGGGCCCGCAUAAACACACGCUCUUCCACUCCGAGACUUCGCUUCCCACGUCGUCGUCACACCUCCCAGACUCCCUCGAUGGGCUCGACAGCCGGAGCUCGAUAGCAUCCGUCCCCACCUACAUAUGCCAUACUCGAAUUCCAGUUGCCCUAAAGGCCACCGCUAUACCACUCCUAUUUGAUCGAUCCCGACAGCCGAACCUUCGCCCACCAUGACGGUUUUCAUCGCUUCUCUGUUCCUCCCCAAAACCAUCCACUUCACUCUCCCGGGUACCCCUCCGCCGGGUGCUGCCGCCGAAAAGAAGCAACCCGGAAAGCCGGCUCCGGCCGAAAAGCAGACGAGCCUGUUCCAGGCGCCCAACAUCACCCCGCCCAUUACCCCGGUCGAUGACAAGACGCGUGACCACCUAUUCACGAACGAGGACGGCCUGCGUGUGCAGAUCCCGCAGGUUGAGCCCGCGGCCGAUGGCUUCCGCGCGCCCGCAGAUCGAAGCUCUCCCACCUGGGGAGGGCGUCCCGACCAGCCCAUGUCACGCGCGAACUCGCCGCCUCCCCCAUCGUUGAUUGAGAAGAGUCGCCUGCUCCAGCAAAAAGCGAAGGAAUUGGGCCGCCAGGGUGUGACGCAGCCGCGCUCGUUGACCAGGAGCGACAGCCACGACCGCGUUUUUGCCAAUGCCAACUGGAAGGUUGUCAAUGCGGACCAGGGCAACGGAGGCCUGCGCAACGCCGCCGAGGCUGCUGCGAGGGAGUGCAAGCUGGGCGACUACAUGUGGGUCGGAACUCUGGGCAUGCCGACCGACGCCCUCCAAGGCACUCAGCAACUGCAGGACAUCUCGGACCGGCUGUACACCGAGCACGACAUGCUCACUGUGCUCUGCUCCGACAAGGACUUUGACGGUCACUACUCGCACUUCUGCAAGCAGAUUCUCUGGCCCGUUUUCCACUACCAGAUUCCCGACAAUCCCAAGAGCAAGGCGUACGAAGACCAUUCCUGGAAGUACUACGUCAACGUCAACCAGGCCUUUGCCGACAAAAUCAUCAAGAACUGGAAGCGUGGCGAUGUCAUCUGGGUCCACGACUACCACCUCCUGCUCGUCCCUGGCAUGAUCCGCAGGAAGCUACCAGAUGCCAAGAUUGGUUUCUUCCUGCACGUUGCCUUCCCUUCUUCUGAGGUUUUCAGAUGCCUGGCUGUCCGAAAGCAGCUUCUCGAGGGUAUGGUUGGCGCCAAUCUGAUUGGCUUUCAGAUCCACGAGUAUACCAGGCACUUUCUCCAAACCUGCAGUCGCCUUCUUAGCGCGGAAGCCACGCCGGAUGGCCUGCAGCUUGAGGAUCGCUUUGUGGACGUCAUCAACAUGCCCAUCGGCAUCGACCCGGUGAGCCUGAACCAGCACCGCCAGGAGGUCGAGGUGAAGAAAUGGCUGGACAUCAUGCGCGAACGCUACGCCGGCAAGAAGCUCAUCGUCGCUCGCGACAAGCUCGACCAUGUCCGCGGCGUCAGGCAAAAGCUGCUCUCGUACGAGCUCUUCUUGAACGCCAACCCCGAGUGGCGGAACAACACUGUUCUGAUCCAGGUCGCGCUCUCCACGAGCGAGAAGAGCGAGCUGGACGCCACCGUCUCGGACAUUGUGACCCGAGUCAACUCAUCCUGGGCGAACCUGGCCUACCAGCCGGUCGUGUAUCUGAAGCAGGAUAUCGACUACGCCCAGUACCUGGCCCUCUUGAGCAUCGCGGAUGCCUUGAUGAUCACCAGCCAGCGCGAGGGCAUGAAUUUGACGUCGCACGAGUUCCUGUACUGCCAGGAUGGCAAAUUCAGCGAGAAGAAGCACGGUUCUCUUAUCCUGUCCGAGUUCACAGGCACGUCGUCUCUCUUUGGCGGUAACGAGCUGUCGGUCAACCCCUGGGACUACCGGGCCUGCGCCAAUGCCAUCAAGAAGGCGCUUGAGAUGGGCGACGAGGAGAAGGAGCAGCGCUGGACUAAGCUGUAUGAGGCAGUCAACCACCAUACCGGCUCGCAUUGGUUUACGGAAUUCAUGUCGCGCCUGGACAUUGUCUACGACGAGCAGCACCGCCGCGACCAGACGUCGGUGCCGCGCCUUUCGAUGCACAGCCUUAUGCAGCAGUACAAUCGCACUGAGAGGAGACUCUUCAUUCUCGACUUUGAGGGCACCUUGGUCAGCUGGGGUCCUGUCAACAAAAUCAUUCCGGUUAGCCCGCAGCGUACUCUAGACGUCUUGAACGAUCUGCUCCUCGACGAGCGCAACACCAUCUACGUCAUGUCGGGUCGGCGGCCGGAAGAGCUAGACCGUCUGUUCCGCCGCGUCCCGAACCUGGGCCUCAUCGCCGAAAACGGCUGUUUCCUCAAGGACUGCGGGAGCACGACCUGGACCGAGAUGGCCGACUCGGACCAGAUCCGCUCGUGGAAGGAGUCGGUCAAGCCGAUCCUGAACUACUACUUGGAGCGCACGCCGGGGGCCGAGCUCGAGGACCGCCGCUGCUCCCUCAUCUUCCAUUACAAGUCGGCCGAGGACUACGAGGCGGCGCAGCGGCAAGCGACCGACUGCGCCAGCCACAUCAAUGACGCGUGCGAGGAGCAGCGCGUCCAUGCUAUUCCCCUGGACGGCUGCGUGCUCGUUGAGCCCAUUGAUUGGACCAAGACCACGGCAGCGCAAAAGAUCUUUGCCGACCUGCGGGCUAACAUGGCACCCGAUGAGAAGCACACGUCGCCCGUCGACUUCCUCAUGGUCAUUGGAGACGGUCGCGAGGACGAGAAGGUCUUUAAAUGGGCGAAUACUCUGGGCGAGGACGGGACUGUCAAGGAGGUUGUCACGGUGAGCCUGGGGAAUAGGAACACGGAGGCGACGGCGACCUUGGCUCAGGGCGUUAGCGGCGUCCUGAUGGCACUGCAGAAAUUGGCAUCCAUCGCGUAAGCAAUCGUAUUGCUGGUUCACCCGGCACAUACCAACUUCAAUGAUUCACGAUGCAGGUCUGGCGUCCCUGCGCGCCACCGUCGGAAGAGCUCGGGGUCAACGCGGGCACCUGUCCGCUACCCAUGGUCUCCUGAGGCUUGAUCUCGACAAAAAUAAGUGGGUUGGUCAUAUCCAGCGGCUGCGAUUUCAUGG